AUGGAUGCUGGUUCAGUUGAGGCACACCCGGCUGGGGUGGUCGCGGCCGUGUUGGUGGCGGCGGCGGCCGUCGCGUCCAGCGUCGUCGCGGCACGGCCGCUGGUCGGGGAAGGUGGAGGCGGGGCGUGGGGGGACAGCAGGGCGCCGCUGCAGACGUCGCGGCCCUUCAACAUCGCGCACCGGGGCUCCAACGGCGAGUUUCCCGAGGAGACGGCGGCGGCGUACGCGCGCGCCAUCGACGAGGGCGCCGACUUCAUCGAGGCGGACAUCGAGGCCACCAGGGACGGCCACCUCGUCUGCUUCCACGACACCACGCUCGACGACGCCACCGACGUCGCCGACCACCCGGAGUUCGCCGGACGCCGCCGCACGCUCGAGGUGCAGUGGGCCAACGUCACCGGAUACUUCAUCACUGAUUUCACGCUGGCGGAGCUGAAGACGCUGAGGGCGAAGCAGCGAUGGGACUUCCGCGACAAGUCCCACGACGGCAUUUCGCCGAUCAUCACGUUCGAGGAGUUCAUCGACAUCGCGCUGAACGCCAAGAGGGUGGUGGGGAUCUACCCGGAGAUGAAGAACCCGGCGUUCAUGAACAAGCACGUCCGUUGGGCGGACGGGAAGAGGUACGAGGAUAAGUUCGUCGCGACGCUCAAGAAGUACGGGUACGGCGGCAGGUACAUGUCGCCGGCGUGGCGCGCGAAGCCGGUGUUCGUCCAGUCCUUCGCGCCGACUUCUCUGGUCCGCGCCGCCGGCCUCACCGACUCGCCGCUCAUCUUCCUCAUCGACGACGUGACCGUCCGGACCGAGGACACCAACCAGUCCUACGACGAGAUCACCUCCGGCGAGUACCUGGACUACAUGAGCAAGUACGUGGUCGGCAUCGGGCCCUGGAAGGACACGGUGGUGCCGCCGACCAAGGACAACCGGCUGGCGACGCCGACGGACCUCGUCGCCAUGGCGCACGCGCGAGGGCUGCAGGUGCACCCUUACACGUACCGCAACGAGAACAAGUUCCUGCACUUCAACUUCAGGCAGGACCCCUACGCCGAGUACGACUACUGGAUCAACGACGUUGGCGUCGACGGGCUCUUCACCGACUUCCCGGCGAGCCUCCGCCGGUUCCAGGAGUGGACGGCCAAGAAGAAAGACUGAUCGUGAUUUCGUAGCGUGAGGUUAGGGGGUCACUAGGAUACACACUGGCUUAGUUCAGUUACUGACCGGUAGCUGGUUCUUUCAUCCAGAAUGUAGUACUCUUGUUUCCAGUGUAGGGACAAUUCCUUGGAUUUUGCAAUGGCCAUAUAUUGUUUUUUAUUUGGACCAGAGCUACCUCUUAUCCGUUCAUCGUGCUAACAGUGAUCCCCUUUUAACUUUGCAUGAAUCUCUAUCUUGUUUCACAUGAUCGUCAUGAAGAACUCUCUGACCUUCAGCAAAUUGAGCUGUGCAGUGUGCCAAUAGGAUAGAGUGGUCAAGACAAACAGGCAUCCAAAAAAACCUGAUGAACCUGUGCAUG
Setaria italica (foxtail millet) is the source of this 1507-nucleotide messenger RNA. RefSeq names its product glycerophosphodiester phosphodiesterase GDPD6. Gene Ontology annotation, biological process: lipid metabolic process. The coding region runs from base 1 to 1149 and encodes 382 amino acids. The record is from RefSeq and is a predicted model, not a curated record. The transcript has 4 exons. Gene Ontology annotation, molecular function: glycerophosphodiester phosphodiesterase activity. NCBI's taxonomy places the organism in Eukaryota, Viridiplantae, Streptophyta, Magnoliopsida, Poales, Poaceae.